GCCUUCGCGGGUUCGCGCCGUGCGGUCGCGUCCAUUCAUUCGCGAGUUCCAUUCUUGAAAACCUGUGUUGUGGUGGAUUGUGUUUGUGAAGUUUUGUGUAUAUCGAUGAAACAUAUACCUCAGGAUGUAAAUGACGCCAGAAUGUAUAUGUGAACAUCAUGAAAUGUACGUGUUCCCGUGUGAAGUGCCUCUAGGAAUGGUAGACUCGUAGUGAAGUGUCAAGUGACCAUGGGGAUGGACCAGGAGAGAGACGACGAGAGAGGAUUGUCACCCUCGGCCCUAGCCAAGCUACGAGGUAUCCUGGUGUCGUCGCUAAGCAGGGAGAACCUCUCCCCCGUGGACCUGUCGGGCUCCGCCCUCGACGAGGAUAUACCUCUGGCACCGGCACGUCGCCGCCGCAAGGUGCACUUCUCGGAGAGCAAGAGUGUGGACUGCCUAGAGCGAGCGGGAGCAGCCCCCGACGCCCAAAGAAACUCACGUCCACCCUCAGCCAAACAAGGGGGGAGUUUGCACUGGUUUGCCCAUGGUGCUGACGAGCCUGUCUUGGUGAACAAACAUUCAGGCAAUACCUGGCUUCCAGAUGACACAGUUUCCCAAGUCUAUGAUGGUAGUCUUCCCCUAAACCAAGGCAAAGAAAACGCAGCAAGCCAACGAGACAGGGAAGAAAGGUUGCGAAUUCUUAAAGAGAAACAAAAUGAAGAACGACAAAGGAAACUGGAUGAGCUCAAACAACAGGCGCUGGCUGCUCAGAAGUUCCGAGAGCAGAAGGAGGAAGAGCGCCGGCGCAGGAUGGAGGAGUUGCGGCUGCGAGACACUGACCGCAGACAUCAGGUGGAGGAGCGGAAACGGCAAAUCUGGGAGGCGGAGAGAGACAGACGCGAGGCCAUACUCAGGAAAAACCAGGAGCGAGAGAUCCGAAUGGAGACCAAGAGGCGGAACGAGCGCAGUUCCAUCGUGUUUGCGUUCGGCAGCUCCACACCGAGGAUGCUAGAGCCGGCAGACACGGGAGGAUCCUAUUGGGCGACUAGGAGGGCGACAUCAACCAGCAAUGUGAUGAUGCUGUCCAUGUCAGCCGCCCCUGGACCACUCACCAGGAGGAGUUCCGAGCGCGAACUCGACGGAAGCAAGAAGAGAGCGACGAGCGCUGGAGGCAUCAAUCGAGCCAAGCAGCCAGAUGGCUGGCGCACCAGUAUAUAUGAUGUAUUUCAGUGGGACAACACCCAAAACACCCAUCUCCCUUCCCAUAAUCCCCCGUUUGGGGAGGAGGACCGAGAGGAAAGAGAAGUACCAGACAGCGGCACCGUCACGCCCGUCCCUCCAGCUGGCACACCGUCCUCGCGCGCCAACCGACGCAGGACAGAUCUGAUGCCGACCAUGCCCAGCCCACGCGACCGGCCGUACUCUGCGCGAUCACCAGGUAGAGCGUUCUCCAUGUCGCGACUAGACAUACUAGCCCAGCCGAGGCGACCUAAGCCGAAGGAGCCGUCCGGUCCAGCCACCGACCCUUCACUGUCACGCUCAAUGUCGCAUCUAGCGCACCGCCCAUUGCAGCGCAAAGACACGUCGCGCAGCAUGGUGCAACUGCACGCCCCCGUGCCCCCGCCGCGCGCCACACGGGCUGAGCGUCUCAGACGUAAGGCGCGCGAGUCUGCGGGUGGCCGGGCGGAGAGUAUGCCUACGUCUCCAGGCGUGAGGUCGGGUGACGUGACCCCCUCACGACCCACUAGCUCGCUGAGCAUGAGCAGCGGGGCCGCCAUGUCAAUGUCCAGCAGUGUGCACGCUGCGUUCAAACCUCGUCCUACACCCCCCGCCAGGCGCCCUCGUCCCUUCAGCAUCGCUGUCACAGGCGUCACCAGCGAGAACAGCACGGCCGCCUCUACGCCUACGCGACAUAGUUUAAGUGCAGAACAUCGUGCGGCCAAGUCGCCGGCUCCGGCCCCAGACAAGGACAAGCCACCCCUGCCAAAGGUCCAUGUGACAAAGAAGCCAUCCACCCCCAAACAGCCCAUAGAGGCUUUAAAGAAACCCACUGACAAAGUCAAAUCCACCAAGAGUUCCGCAAGCCCGACUCCGAAAGCCACUCCGUUACAAUCGCCCGGAGUGGAGACUGCAGAGACGACGGUGAAGACGACGGUCACUGCUACGGAGACGGUUACAGUCAACGGCGACCAUGUGACGACCGAGACUGUGAGUGUGACGGUGUCUAGUGUGGAAGUGCCCGAGACGCAGACAAAGCCACAGGAAGUGAGGCAAGAGGUUGUGUCGCAGCCGCAAGAGACAGUGAAGCAAGAAGUCACCAAAGAACAGCUGGAACCUGCUACUAACUUGGCAGAGUGUGAUAUGACAGCAUCAAUGCUGGCCAAGACACGCAUCACCACGGAGGAGGAGGCCAAGGCUGCCUUGGCGGAGAAGAGACGACUGGCUCGGGAACAGGCCGAGCGAGAGGCUGAACUGGAGCGGCAAAGACUUGAAGCCGAGAGGCUAGCGGAGGAGCAGAGACUGAGGGAAGAAGAAGAAGAACAGCGGAGAAUGGAGGAAGAGCAACUUCGGCUGUUGGAGGAGGCGAGACAGGCGGAACAAGAACGGCUGAGGAAAGCUAUUGAGGAGAAGCAAAAAAGAGAAGAGGAAGAAAGGUUACAAAGAGAAGAAGAGGAGAGGCAAAAGCGAGAAAAAGAAGAAGCGGAAAGGAAAGCGAGAGAGGAGGCUGAGAGGCAACGACAAGAAAUGGAAAUUCGGUUAAAAAAAGAAGAAGAAGACAGAUUAUUGAGACGGAAGCGAGUAGAAGUUAUUAUGGCACGAACCAGGAAAGCCACGUCUGCCAACAAUACUCCUACAAAGGAGGACGGAGACGACAGUCCAGGUGAGGAGCCGCGUAAAGUCAACGACCAGGAGCAGUUUCUUCACUCGGAGCGAAGUCACUCCGCCGCAAACUCCACAAACUCCACAAACCAGAACGGACACCAGAAUGGUGUUGACAAUGUAGUGGAACAGAAGAACGUAACCAAUAACCUGCUAGACUUGAGUAUAGAAGGGGACGGGUUGGGAGUGAGUCCUCUGCCUCAGCCAAUCACAGAGCAGAUUCUCACCCCCUCCACCAACACGGCGACCGCCACCAACGGUAAACUGGUGAACGAGGACAGUGUCAACUUCAACACCAGUUCUACCAACCCCUUCAUCGCCGCCUUCCAGGAAACCAAGAAACAGGACACUGUUAAUGAUCUACUGUCGUAAGCUGUGCUGUCGUCGUAAUUAAAUGAACUAUUUAAAUGUAAAAUAAUAUAAAGAAUCCGUGCUGUAUUAUCUAUAUUGAAUGAUUUAACUGUUUCGAAAGAUAGGAGUGCAUGGUGUAAAUACGAGAAUUUUGGGUUACGAUACUAACGAUUGUCAUAGGUUUGCGAAUAUCUACGUUACGUGUUAUCUAUUGUAUAAGAAACUGUUUUUCAUGAUGGUUUUUAGCUGUAUGUUUAUAUAUCAUGAAAUGGUUCAUAUUUGUAUUUUUGUAGAUUCUUUGCUUGUUGAUGAUUAUAAAUUAUGUUGUGCAAAUAUUUAUUGAAUCAUGUGGAAUAGUUUUAAAUUUAUUUUCAUUCGAUAAUUGUCACUUAACAAUAUUGUUGCGACUACUAGUUAUUGUUUGUUAAAUUAAGUUUCUAUGAGAAUGCAAAAUCAAUAUCUAUGUGCUCGAAUACGAUUUUUCCGAUUGUAAAUAGUCUACCGAAUAUCCGAACGUUCUCUGUACCCCGCGACUAGAACAUUGUAUAAACUAACCGAAGCUGUUUCUGAUUAUUUUGUUACUGUAGUCCUUCGCUUGAAUGUUAUAUAAGGUGCACCUGCUGUUGCAGUAGACGAAGUGUAAGAUACUAGUGUGAUGUAUAUUGGAGCAGUCUGCGUACUGUUCAUUGUUAUUUUUAUCAUUAACAUAUUUUUUUAACUAAUCAUGUUUUAUAGUUUCAAUUUUUAAAUUAGAUUGUUAUUAAAGGAUUCACAAAUAUUUAACACUCGGAAAGCAUUAUCAGUUACAGUGCAAUUGUAAUUCGAUCUCCGGUAUCACAAACGCAAUAUUUAAUUGUAGUCGGAAAUACUACUUCAAUAAUUAUUGACUGCAUCGCUUUAAUUACUUUAAUUUUAGAGUAAUCGUGUAAUAUAUUUAGAUUGAUUAUGGCCUUAAAUGUUUUAUCUAUUUAUUUUGGAUCAUCGAUGCAAUCGCUGUUUGAAUACUAUUUUUACAAUCACUUAACUUGCUGUGGGAGAGUGAGGACGAGCACUUGCCUAGUCAAGCGGACGACGCAGCAGCUCACAAGUGCUCCAAGUGCUCUGUACCCAACUAACACUACGUACCAUUAAAUACAUCAAUCAAUUAUC
This is a messenger RNA of Macrosteles quadrilineatus (aster leafhopper), 4359 nucleotides long. Its product is annotated as ensconsin-like. The transcript is spliced from 21 exons. Bases 229 to 3231 code for a protein of 1000 amino acids. The record is from RefSeq and is a predicted model, not a curated record. Gene Ontology annotation, biological process: microtubule cytoskeleton organization. Gene Ontology annotation, cellular component: microtubule cytoskeleton. NCBI's taxonomy places the organism in Eukaryota, Metazoa, Arthropoda, Insecta, Hemiptera, Cicadellidae.